Messenger RNA from Symsagittifera roscoffensis, 1665 nucleotides. RefSeq names its product zinc finger protein ZFP2-like. The transcript is spliced from 6 exons. Bases 24 to 1565 code for a protein of 513 amino acids. The record is from RefSeq and is a predicted model, not a curated record. Gene Ontology annotation, biological process: regulation of transcription by RNA polymerase II. NCBI's taxonomy places the organism in Eukaryota, Metazoa, Xenacoelomorpha, Acoela, Convolutidae. Gene Ontology annotation, molecular function: DNA-binding transcription factor activity, RNA polymerase II-specific; RNA polymerase II cis-regulatory region sequence-specific DNA binding. Gene Ontology annotation, cellular component: nucleus.
CUUUUUUCUGCUCUUUUACAGAAAUGUCUAACAUUGAGCUAUCACAAGGGUCAGCUGACGAAAGACAAUGCAAACAACUAGCGUUUCACGUGGACUCAGAAAUUGUCGACUUGGAUAUAAUCGCGCCUACUUUUGCUUCAUUGACCUUUGAAAAUGACAGCACUUAUACAGUUCUUGAAAAUCAGUUCGCCCAAGCAGAUGGUGUUUUGCAUAAUCCUUUGUCGACAUCUGUUAGCUGUACGCGAGAGGAAAUUUGCGACGUCAUCGAAGAAGUAAUAUGCUCUUCGGAUGACGUUCAACUGUUUCCGCACCACUUCACUGAAUCUAAGGCGGUGUGUGAGAUUUGUGGUAAAACAUUAGAUUCCAUUCCGCCGGAAUAUUCCUCGAAUGGUCAGCAUAAGCCAUCAGGCGUGAUCUGCGAACCGUGCGCCAAAGAUGCGUUUGGGUCAUCCAUUUACUCAUCUGAUUACAAUACGAACAGUGAAAAAUGGGAGCUAAGUCAAGAAGAAGAGCACAGAUGUGAUAUUUGUGGCGAGGUCUUUCUUAAUCAACAGUCUCUGGUAAAUCAUAAAAAUAUUCAUCGUCUUCCUUCAAACAGCUCCAUACAUUGUAAAACAUGUCUUGUGCACUUCGCAACUGAAACGCACCUGAAAGAACACGAAAAAGUACACGAAUGUGAGAAGCCCUUCGCUUGUCGAAUCUGUAACGAGAGUUUCGCCACCACAUCUGAACUAACAGUUCACGCAGCCAAACAUGAACAGUAUCAGUGCAAGAUCUGCAACAUGAUGUUCCCAUCAAGUGCUCAAUGUACAGACCACGUGAAUAGAGUUCACAUGAUGGGUCUGUCUGUAGAUGACGUGUUCUUCUCAAACCCGAACUCGAAGCAGCAACGAGGGAAGAAAUGGUCGAAUCGCACGUGUAAUUUGUGCAAUCGAACCUUCACAACAGCAGCCAGUUUUCAAGUGCAUGUCAAGUUGCACGAAAAUGAGACUUCUUUCACAUGUCCAGUGUGUCUUCGCCAAUUCAAACUGGAAAACUAUCUGAAGCGCCACAUGCUGAUGCAUGCGAGAUCUAGGGAGUUCAACUGUCACUACUGUGGCAAGCAGUUCAGACUGAAGAGUAAUCUGGAUGAACAUGUGAGAAUUCACACUGGAGAGAGACCAUACAGGUGUGACUACUGCAACCUCACCUUCACUCAGAACAGCACACUCAGACGCCAUCUUGUCAUACAUACUGGUCAACGUGUCCACGAAUGUGGAGUGUGUGGGAAGGCGUUUGCCAGACCGAAUCAGCUGACAAUCCACGAGCGAAUACACAGUGGGGAGAAACCAUUCGAGUGCAAAGUGUGUCGUGUCACAUUCAACCAGAGCAGCCAGCUCAAUCGGCACACGAAGAAAUUACACCCAGCUCAACUAGAAAGUUACAAAGAACUCCAUGAAGACCCACUAUCGAAUGCUUUGUCCAUGCAGGAUGAGAUACCGAAGUGGGACAUCUACAUGCCUAGAAUAUCAUUAGGACUGGACUCACCCUCACCAUCGCCAAUGGGGACCGACAAAUUCCUAUGAUAGUGAAAACUGAGAGAAAAUUCAAUCUUUCCGCAAAACUGAAGUCAAUAGAGGCCAAAUAAAACAGUCAAUCAUAAUUAGAAUAUACUUUUAAAUGUUG